Messenger RNA from Rotaria sp. Silwood2, 294 nucleotides. The record is from the annotation of a GenBank genome assembly. NCBI's taxonomy places the organism in Eukaryota, Metazoa, Rotifera, Eurotatoria, Philodinida, Philodinidae.
AUGAAAGGCACAAUGAUUUUAUUUAGUUUUUAUAAAGGUCUUGUACCAUUAUGUCUUCGACAAAUUCCAUAUACGAUAGUGAAAUUUGCAUGUUUUGAAGGUACCAUUGAAGCACUUAAUAAUUAUAUAAAACGUAAACCACGUGAACAACGUACAAAAACUGAAGAACUUGCUAUAGCAUUUAUUGCUGGUUAUAUAGCUCGUAUAUUUUGUGCUAUUAUUAGUCAUCCAGCUGAUAAAAUCGUAUCAAAAUUGAAUAAUAAAAAAGGUCUUAGUGUAUUCGUUGCUAUAUGA